GCGGACGGGCUGGCGGCGCGCGUGGUGCUGUGCGGCGGCGGCAAGAUGGCGGCGCACGGGGGCUCUGCGGCCUCCGCGGCGCUGAAGGGGUUAAUCCAGCAGUUCACCGCCAUCACGGGUGCCAGUGAAAGCGUGGGAAAGCACAUGCUUGAAGCAUGCAACAAUAAUCUGGAGAUGGCUGUCACCAUGUUUCUGGAUGGUGGAGGCAUAGCAGAGGAGCCUAGCACCAGUUCUGCAGGGGUGUCUGCUGUUCGACCACAUGCUGAGGAUGAAGUACGAGCUCCAAUUCCUCAGAAACAGGAAAUUUUAGUAGAGCCUGAGCCCUUGUUUGGAGCUCCUAAGAGACGCAGACCUGCGCGCUCAAUAUUUGACGGCUUUCGAGAUUUUCAAACAGAAACCAUUCGACAGGAACAGGAGCUACGGAAUGGAGGAGCAGUAGAUAAGAAACUCACUACGCUAGCAGACCUCUUCAGGCCUCCUAUUGACCUGAUGCACAAAGGCAGCUUUGAAACGGCCAAGGAGUGUGGUCAGAUGCAGAACAAAUGGCUCAUGAUAAACAUUCAGAAUGUGCAAGAUUUUGCCUGUCAGUGUCUCAACCGUGAUGUCUGGAGCAAUGAGGCUGUGAAGAACAUCAUACGAGAACAUUUCAUUUUCUGGCAGGUAUACCAUGACAGUGAGGAAGGGCAGAGGUAUAUACAGUUUUACAAGUUAGCAGACUUCCCUUAUGUCUCCAUCCUGGAUCCCAGGACAGGCCAGAAACUAGUGGAGUGGCACCAGCUAGAUGUGACUUCCUUCUUAGACCAAGUGACUGGGUUCCUGAGUGAGCAUGGACAGCUGGAUGGCCAUUCUUCCAGCCCUCCCCAGAAGUGCUCUCGUUCAGAGAGCCUGAUUGACGCCAGCGAGGACAGCCAGCUGGAAGCUGCUAUCAGAGCCUCCCUGCAGGAGACGCACUUCGAUUCCUCACAGGCCAAGCAGGAGAGCCGCUCGGACGAGGAGUCGGAGUCGGAGCUCUUCUCCGGCAGCGAGGAGUUCAUCUCGGUCUGUGGAUCAGAGGAGGAGGAGGAAUCAGAGAAUCCUGCCAAGCUGAGGAAGUCUCCACACAAAGACUUAGGGUGUAAGAAGGAGGAGAGCCGGAGGCCUCAGCCUGAGGCUCCUGCAAGGACUGACCCUGGGACAACAUCAAAUCACAGAGCACUGCCCUGCAUUGAUGCAGGGACGCUGGAGGAGUCAGCUGAGAAGCCUGAAAGUACCCUUCAGGGCCUGGAUGUGAAUGGACCAAAGGCACAGCUGAUGCUAAGGUAUCCAGAUGGAAAGAGGGAACAAAUUUCACUGCCUGAACAAGCUAAACUUCUGGCUCUUGUGAAGCAUGUCCAGUCAAAAGGAUACCCCAAUGAACGCUUCGAGCUCCUCACCAACUUCCCUCGAAGGAAACUCUCCCACCUGGACUAUGAGAUCACGUUACAGGAAGCAGGCCUGUGUCCUCAAGAGACUGUCUUUGUGCAGGAACGGAAUUAGCACUGUGGGCUGAGCUCUCCCAGCCUUCCUCCCCUUUCUUCUUUGCCUGGGACACCAACUCAUUAAAAAUGCAGUUGAGGGUCAUAGGAUUGCAGUACUGAAAUCAGGCAGGCAGCUGGCCCUUCUCUCUCUUCUUCCCUUCUGCUCUAGUGACCAAAUGAGAGUGUUUGGAGUUUUGUUUUCCUCCUUAGCUUGGGCUCUGCAGUUCCCUGGAGCACAACUUUCCUUUGUUUUCUUGGCUUAAAGUCACAUGAUGACCUGUGCACCCAGUGUGCUGGGGCUUGGAGUGGCCAUAGGACACCUCCCCUGCUCACUGCUCCUCUGAAAUCUGGUUUGUUUAAUUUAUUUUUAAGUACUGUGUGGUAAGGCACUGAGUCAUCUCUCUGUAAGGAGAGAACAGAAUCUUCAGCACAGUCUUUCCUCUGGUUUGAUUCUCUACUUGAAAGGUCUCCAUUAACCUUAACAGGCUUCUCAAGGGUUCUCUGCAAAAACUGGGAAGGAGCUGACUUGACCUUCAUCCACUUUAAAAUCUUCUAGACUGCAUGCAUGUUUUUGGCCUGGUUAAAUGCUGCCUGUGGGCAUAGUGAAAAACCCAACCAACCAACCAAGAAAACUACCAAAACUCAACUGCACUCUCUAGGAGAUUGAUUGCUUGGCCCGGGGGGAGAAAGCUGCAUGUCCACUGCUGGAGCAGAGCUGACUCCUUGGUAGAAGUAGAUGGAGUUUCCAUUUAUUCUUUUUCCAGCACCCCCUUGCUGUCCACUUCUUACUUGAUCUCAGGAUUUUGCUAAUGAUGGUGAAAGGUGAGAGGAUACUGUACAGGUCUUGGACCCUCUGGAAAACACCUGUCAUAACCCCCUGACGGUUAGUUGGCUUUUUCUCUCUGCAUGGUGUUGUGUCUUGUUUUUCCCAGGAGUGAGUAGAUUGGCAGGGGCUUUAUUGAGCACUGCCUGCAGCUGAGCAGGACAGCAGGGGCUAGGCAGCUUUUCUUUCAUGAAUUCCAAAUGCAGACAGCUUUGGCAAACUGUGGAACAAGUAAUGCUUUAUAAAAGGCUUCACUGCUGCUGCCUUCACUGGUGGCUUAAACACCCUAGGCUGCUUUUAACUUGCACUUUCAUGUUCAUGCACUGUUGCUUAGCUCUCAAUAUGGAAAGCUGCUCUAUGAUUUAGGCUUUCUUUUCCCCUCUGGAAGCUGGCACAUAAAGUCCCACAGUCAUAUGCUGGGCUGUGCAGUAGGCUGUGUGUUCCCAAUGUCGUCUUUAGACAUUGAGCUAUUGGUUAGUUGCUGGUAGAGAAGGUUUUACAGUGUCACAGUAGUUAACUUAACACAGCCAUCCUGCAGGUGGGUGUCAGAUUUGUUUAUUUCCAGCUAAGAGUUUAGUAUGCUUUUCAUCAGUGAAAAGCAGGUGAAACCUACCAGAACUGCUAGCCUUCUCUCUGUCAGGUGAUUGUACUUGUUAAACAGAAAGAUUUUAGUGCUCAGAAGUCUGCCACAGACUAAAACUUUUCAAGGUACUUUGCCUUUAAUUUCAUACUAACCUGCAUAUUUCUGUGAUGGAGGACAUGACAUAAAGUAUCGUGCAUUCCCCAGAAGCAUAUUGGCUCACAACUCUCUUUUGCUGAUAGUGAAAGUUUUUCAUGCAGUCAUAGAAUUGUAUAGGUUGGGUUUGUGUUCUACACAUCCUGUGUCCAGGAUGAGCAAAACCUGAUGGCAGUUUUCUGAUGCUACAUCAGGUGUCAUGUUUUGUUUCUAAAGAGAUCAUGCCAUGGAGGCUGCUUCCCAGUCUUGGGAAGUGAAUCACAAGGCCAGCAAGGAGAGUGGGCUGUUGGUGUUUGGCUUGUCAAGGAGUAGUAGCAUGUCUAGGGUGAAGGAUCCUUAGUGUUACUAGGAUAGGGUAUGAGAGAGUAGGACAGAAAGAAAACCCUUUAAUGCUUCCCUACAUAGCAUCAGCUGUCUGGCUGAAAUAACUCACUCUGACAAUUGUUGCCUUGAAACUCAUUGCUUCUUCUGUGGUUAGCCACGGGAAAAUUAAGGCAGGCUGCCAGCAGGAUAUGCAGUACCCAACACAAGUAUAGGUAGUCCUUUCAUGUCCCUCAGGCAGACUAGGAUAGGGGUGCACUGGCUUUCCCUACCUGUUCCUGUCAGUGUAAGGCAGGGAGCCUUUGUGCUUCUACUGAGUUGUUGCUGGUUGGCUGUGAUGGCAGGUGGAGAGUCAGCUCAUUUUCAUAGUUUGGGUUUGCAUCUGCUGAGGGAACAUUGCUUCAUGUAAUCUUUUCUAGCAGGGAAGCUAAACACACAAAGUGGUCUUUACCUUUUCAGUCACAGCUCUGUUUUAUUGGUAGCCAAGAGCAUGAACCUGCAUCGGUUCUGUGCAUGGAGAUGCUGUGCACUGUGUGCUCCCAGGCUGGGAACCCCUUAUCCCUUCUUGCCUUUCUUAUCCCUUCUUGCCUUUCUUAUCCCUUCCUUCCUUUCCUAUCCCUUCCUUCCUUUCCUAUCCCUUCCUUCCUUUCCUAUCCCUUCCUUCCUUUCCUAUCCCUUCCUUCCUUUCCUAUCCCUUCCUUCCUUUCCUAUCCCUUCCUUCCUUUCCUAUCCCUUCCUUCCUUUCUUAUCCCUUCCUUCCUUUCUUAUCCCUUCUUGCCUUUCUUAUCCCUUCCUUUCUUAUUCUUUCUUGCCUUUCUUAUCCCUUCUUGCCUUUCUUACCCCUUCUUGCCUUUCUUACCCCUUCUUGCCUUUCUUACCCCUUCUUGCCUUUCUUACCCCUUCUUGCCUUUCUUACCCCUUCUUGCCUUUCUUACCCCUUCUUGCCUUUCUUACCCCUUCCUUCCUUUCUUACCCCUUCCUUCCUUUCUUAUCCCUUCCUUCCUUUCUUAUCCCUUCCUUCCUUUCUUAUCCCUUCCUUCCUUUCUUAUCCCUUCCUUCCUUUCUUACUCCUCCAGAGCUAAGCCUGUGAGCUGCAGAGCAGCAAGUGACUGACAAUUCCUGUCUUGCCUUCUCUGCUCACCUGUAAGGAGAGGAGCAACUUUACACUCCUCAUCUUGCCAUCAAAACCAAAACUGAGAGCUGGAGGUUUGUUAACUUUUCGUGGCUUUUGUCUUGCCAGGAUCAGCUCAGUGCCUCUCUCAUGAGGAACUAAACACUGCACUUGGCUGCUUCAAGUUUAAGCCAUCAAGAAACAUGCCUCUCUAGUAUGGUCAGCCUGUGCCUGCUGCUAUAGUG
This is a messenger RNA of Pogoniulus pusillus (Red-fronted tinkerbird), 4732 nucleotides long. RefSeq names its product UBX domain protein 7 (gene UBXN7). Bases 46 to 1515 code for a protein of 489 amino acids. Gene Ontology annotation, biological process: proteasome-mediated ubiquitin-dependent protein catabolic process. Gene Ontology annotation, cellular component: nucleus. NCBI's taxonomy places the organism in Eukaryota, Metazoa, Chordata, Aves, Piciformes, Lybiidae. The transcript has 11 exons. The record is from RefSeq and is a predicted model, not a curated record. Gene Ontology annotation, molecular function: ubiquitin binding.